AAUCAGAGAGUAGAGACACAUAUUGAAUGUAAAGGAAGUGACUCUUUCUGAGCACUCGGUCCUUGUUGCUUUUAAAAAUCUUGCAGAGCAGUCAUUUGAAAACAAAUGAAGUUAAGUAUUUUUGUAACUUUGUAUUACUAAAGCAAAUUCAGUGGAAAAUGAAGCUAUCAGAUGUCAAAAAGUUGAAAGUGGCCGAACUACGAGCCAUGCUCAAAGAAAGGGGGCUGGAAAGCAAAGGGCUAAAGGCCGAACUUGUUAUGCGUUUUAUGUCCGCUAUUGAAACUGAAUUGCCAGCUCCACAGUCAAGCAACCACGCUCAAGACACGGGAGUGCCGGGUAUUGGAGAAAACCACAUGCCACAAAACGAAGAGUCGUCCAGAUCUGGAGAAUCCACAGUUUCAACGAUGAAGACAGACGUUCCUUUACUGACUAAGGAGGAUAAUCUAACGGGGGAAAAGGGAGAUGUUUUGGGCACAAGUUCAAAGACGGUAAUGUCAGCUGUACCUCAUUGUCCUCCCGAAAGUUCGUACACUGAGGUCCGUGCAAUAUCUGCAGCCAAAUUUGAUAACAUGUCAACAAGUCAACUGAAAGAUGCACAUGUAAUUAGCACAUUUACAAUGGGUAUGUGUAUGGAAACCACAACCGACAAAGUGUUGACGGAGCCGACGUCGUCCAAUCAAAAUGUGCAAGAAAGUUCGAGAGGGGAAAAUGAUAAGCAAGAGCAUGUCACACAAGAGAAUGCCCAAGAACAACAGAGUAAGGAGCAAGUGAAACUGCCUUCUUUCAUACAGAAAAGUGAGGAGAAACAGACCACAAUCAACCAACAGACCACAGCAAACUUGACCAGCAUCUCCAUUAACAACACGUUUAGUACAUCACAUGUAUCACUGAUGGACAUAUCCAAUCAACACACUAGUAUGUUGGUUGUUGGUCAGCUCAAAGAUCAUGCAGACCCAGCUGGGGAUAACAAAGUAGAGGAGUACAAUCAAACCAUAAUGGCCCUAGGAAGGAAGAGCCCUAAAUUGUCUCAAACCAGUGACCAGACUAGCCAGAACACAGGCAACGAGAAACAAGCUGGAGCAGCAAACAAGCGUGAGAGGCCAGCAGAAGGUGUGCCGGCCAAAGGCAGGGCCUACUAUGAAUUCAAGGAGGAGAUCCAGUACAACAGAGCCAAAUCCCCACCCCCUCGAGCUGACAAGGACUGGGUUGUUGCUGACCAGGAUGAAGGACGGGUCACACUAGACUCCUACGGCGGUGACCUCCACUUUGAGGUGGGCCAGGACGGCUGUACAGGCCAGCCUCGGUUCUGGGAACACUGCCCUCUCCUGUGGUCUGGGUGCAGGUUGACCCACGGAGCUCACAAGGGGAGGGUGGGCUUCGAGGCUCGGUUCGACAAGAAGUUGGUGUCUCCAGCUCUGGACGCUGAGGACUCUGAGCCCUAUGGCCUGAGGGUGGGUUGGUCAGCGGACCAUUGGAACUCCAGCAUGAUGCUCGGUGAUGUGGACUUGUCUUACGGUUAUGAUGCUCGGGGCAAAAAGGUGACGGCUGGGAAGGAGGAGGAGUUUGGAGAGCCCCUCUCAGAGGGAGAUGUAAUUGGCUGUUAUGCUUCUUUUUCCAAGGAGGAAGGAGUUGACCUGUCUUUUCAUAAAAACGGCCGUCCCAUGGGGGUGGCAUUCCACCUGAGUCCAGCUGCUCUCUCGGGUUGUGUGCUGUACCCCCAUGUCCUCUGCAAAAACACCUCGGUCACCCUCAACCUGAACCCCAUCUCUCCGCCCUGGUACCUGGGCCCUGCAGGGUACAGCCCACUCCCCUCACUGCCCGCGGAUCACUGGAUCCGCAACGCAAACCCACCAACCUCUAAACAGCAGUGUGAGGUGCUGAUGAUGGUGGGUCUGCCAGGGUCGGGUAAAACCCACUGGGCCAUGGCUCACAUGAAUCAAAACCCAGAGAAGAGAUACAGACUGCUGGGUACUGCAGGCCUCCUGCCCUGUAUGAAGGGUCAGGGUCGCAGGGAGUGCAGGCUGAAGCAGGCCUCAUGCUGUCUCAGGGAGCUGAUCAAGGUGGCCGCUGACACGCCACGCAACUACAUCCUGGACCAGCCCAACGUCCACCCCUCAGCUCAGCGCCAGAGACUGCUGUGGUUCUCUGGGUUCAGGCGCAUGGCGGUGGUGGUGUUUCCCUCUACAGAGGACUGGAAAAGACGUCUGCAGAAGCAACGGGAGGUGGAGGGGGAGGAGAUCCCUGAGACCGACCUACACAAGGUCAAAGUGAGCUGCACUCUGCCAGAGCAGGGGGACUUACUGGAGAAGGUCCUGUUUGUGGAACUUGCCAGAGAGGAGGCACAGGCUGUCUUGGAGGAGUACAAAAAAGAAGCCAAAAGUCUGCUCCCCCCUGUCCCCGCUGCCCCUAAGCGGAAGAAACCCUGUGUUAAACGGAAUAACAUCAAACCUCAGGCUUCUUACUCUAAUAAGACAAGAUUUGGAAGGAUGGCUGCGCGAGAAUACAACCCCCACUUUCGAGGCCGGCCAGAUGGGUGGUACACUCCUGCUAGUGAAUUAAGAGGUUGGGGAGGUACAUGGUUCAACCAGCAGCCGUACCCAGGUAGUCAUCAGCAGUACUGGGGCCUGCCCAGAUAUUGGAAUCAAGGUUACCAAGACCAGGGGUACUACAGCAACAAGAAUCAUGGUUACCAAGACCAGGGGUACUACAGCAACAAGAAUCUAGGUUACCAAGACCAGGGGUACUAUGGCAACAGUAACUAUGCAUACGGAAGUUACCAGGGUUACUAGUAAACAUCUGAUGAACAAAAAUUAA
Esox lucius (northern pike) is the source of this 2814-nucleotide messenger RNA. RefSeq names its product heterogeneous nuclear ribonucleoprotein U-like protein 1. The coding region runs from base 159 to 2789 and encodes 876 amino acids. The transcript has 12 exons. Gene Ontology annotation, molecular function: protein binding. Gene Ontology annotation, cellular component: membrane. Lineage: Eukaryota; Metazoa; Chordata; Actinopteri; Esociformes; Esocidae. The record is from RefSeq and is a predicted model, not a curated record.